UCCCCACUUCUGCCUGCCAUUCCCAGAGGAUCCCCAAGAGGAGGAAGAGGCAGAGGAAGACAACAUGACUGAUUUAGAACCCCAGAGUAUCGACUGGCAGACAAUCUCCAAUCGGUUUGCACAUCACACAGACAAGUUCUACAACCAGGAUCUCAUCUUGCGAAGAGGACAAUCAUUCAAUAUAUCAUUGACCUUCAGACGACUUCUUAGAUCUGGAGAAAGUCUGGGGUUCAUAACCUCCACAGGGCCUGCCCCUUCAGAAUCGGCCAAAACGAAGGCUGUGUUUUCACUCUCCAAUGGGACAAAUAGUGGCAGCUGGAAUGCACAGCUCACGUCUCAGAGGGAUAACACUCUGAUCAUCUCCAUCUCCAGUCCUGCCAAUGCUCCCAUAGGCUGGUACACUCUGAACCUUCAGAUCUUCUCCCAGGGCAAUACCUUUACUUUGAAACUUGGGAUGUUCAUACUGCUCUUUAACCCCUGGUUGCAAGCGGAUGGUGUCUUUAUGAGUAAUCACGCCGAGAGGGAGGAAUACAUUCAGGAAGAUUCGGGCAUCAUCUUUGUGGGAAGCACAAAUCGAAUUAGCAUGGUUGGCUGGAACUUUGGACAGUUUGAAGGAGACAUUCUGAACAUUUGCCUCUCGAUCCUGGAUAACAGCCUGAAUUUCCGCCGUGACCCUUCUACUGACGUGGCCCGCAGAAGCGACCCCAAAUAUGUUGGCCGAGUGAUGAGUGCAAUGGUCAAUAGCAAUGACGACAAUGGCGUGCUUGCUGGGAAUUGGAGCGGUAACUACGUAGGUGGCCUGGACCCCAGGAACUGGAAUGGCAGCGUGGAGAUCCUCAAGCAGUGGAAGAAAGAUGGCUUCAGGCCAGUCCGAUAUGGCCAGUGCUGGGUCUUUGCAGGGACCCUCAACACAGUGCUGCGGGCUGUUGGGAUCCCCUCCCGGGUCAUCACUAACUUCAACUCAGCUCAUGACACAGACCGAAACCUCAGCGUGGAUGUGUAUUACGAUGCCAUGGGAAAUCCAUUGGACAAAGGCAGCGACAGCGUAUGGAACUUCCACGUCUGGAAUGAAGCUUGGUUUGUGCGGACUGACCUGAGCCCCUCGUACAACGGAUGGCAGGUUCUGGACGCCACCCCUCAGGAGAGGAGCCAAGGGGUGUUCCAGUGUGGUCCCGCUUCGGUUGUCGCUAUCCGAGAGGGCGAUGUGAACCUGGACUUCGACAUGCCCUUCAUCUUUGCGGAGGUUAAUGCCGACCGCAUCACCUGGAUCUACGAUGCCCACAGCAAUUCCCAGAAGCAGAAUUCGUCAGAUAGUCACACCAUUGGCAAGUACAUCAGCACCAAAGCAGUCGGCAGCUACUCUCGCAUGGACGUCACGGAGAAAUACAAGUACCCAGAAGGUUCCAACGAGGAAAGAAAAGUGUUUCAAAAGGCUAUGGGGAAACUUAAACCCAGCAGUUCAUUUGGCCCAACAUCUGCAGGAGGGAGAGAAAAUGAGGAACGGGAGCCCAGCAUCUCUGGCCAGUUCAAGGUCAUUGGCAUACUGGCAGUGGGCAAAGAAGUCAACCUGGCCCUCAUGCUCAAAAACCUGACAAGGGAUAUGAAGACAGUGACAGUGAACAUGACAGCCUGGACCAUCGUCUACAACGGCACACUUGUACACGAAGUGUGGAAAGACUCCAUCACAAUAUCUCUGGACCCUGAGGAAGAAAUACAGCAUCCCGUGAAGAUCACAUACGCUCAGUAUGAGAAGUACCUGAAGGCGGACAACAUGAUCCGGAUCACAGCCAUAUGCCAGGCCUCUGAUGAGGCUGAGGUGGUGGUGGAAAGGGACGUCAUCCUGGACAACCCCACCCUGACCCUGGAGUUGCUGGACAGGGCCAAGGUGCAGAGGCCUGUGAACGUACAGAUGCUCUUCUCCAACCCGCUGGAUGAGCCAGUGAAGAACUGCGUGCUGAUGGUGGAGGGGAGCGGUCUGCUGCUGGGCAGCCUCAGGAUUGAUGUGCCAGCCCUGCGCCCCAAGGAGCGGUCCCGGGUACGUUUUGAGAUCAUGCCCACGCGGAGUGGCACCAAACAGCUGCUUGCUGAUUUCUCCUGCAACAAGUUUCCUGCAAUUAAGGCUAUGCUGUCCAUUGAUGUGACCGAGUGAAGAGCCCGGGUGACCCCCAUACAAACUUGGGUACCACGGAGCA
Molecule: messenger RNA, 2192 nt
Organism: Hipposideros armiger (great roundleaf bat)
Lineage: Eukaryota; Metazoa; Chordata; Mammalia; Chiroptera; Hipposideridae
Gene: TGM3
Product: transglutaminase 3
Exons: 13
Coding region: 65-2149 (694 amino acids)
Biological process (GO): peptide cross-linking
Molecular function (GO): protein-glutamine gamma-glutamyltransferase activity
Source: RefSeq, a predicted model, not a curated record